Molecule: messenger RNA, 678 nt
Organism: Dipodomys ordii (Ord's kangaroo rat)
Lineage: Eukaryota; Metazoa; Chordata; Mammalia; Rodentia; Heteromyidae
Gene: Crp
Product: C-reactive protein, pentraxin-related
Exons: 2
Coding region: 1-678 (225 amino acids)
Biological process (GO): innate immune response
Molecular function (GO): complement component C1q complex binding; low-density lipoprotein particle binding
Source: RefSeq, a predicted model, not a curated record
AUGGAGAAGCUGCUCUUGUGCUUCUUGGUCUCCAUUAGCUUCUCUGAUGCUUUUGGCCAGACAGACCUAUCUAAGAAGGCCUUCGUAUUUCCAAAAGAGACAGAUAAUUCUUACGUAUCUUUGGAAGGACAGUUAACGAAACCUCUAAAAGCCUUCACUGUGUGCCUCCAGAUGUACACUGAGCUGAGCAAGACCCGUGGGUUCAGCAUUUUCUCUUAUGCCACCAAGAAACAACCUAAUGAGAUCCUCAUAUUUUGGUCGAAGAAUAGAGGAUAUGCUUUUGGUGUGGGUGGGCCUGAAGUAUUAUUCAAGGCUGCUGAAAUUCCUGAGGCUCCAGUCCAUAUCUGUGCCAGCUGGGAAUCUGUCACCGGGAUUGCAGAGUUCUGGGUAGAUGGGAGGCCCAGGGUCAGGAUGAGUCUGAACAAGGGAUACACUGUGCAGCCAGAGGCAAGCAUUAUCCUGGGACAAGAACAGGAUUCGUUUGGCGGGAGCUUUGAUACAAACCAAUCUUUGGUGGGUGACAUUGGAAAUGUGAACAUGUGGGACUUUGUGUUAUCACCAGAUGAGAUCAACACAGUGUAUGUUGGUGGGACCCUCAGCCCCACUGUUCUGAACUGGCAGUCAUUGAAGUAUAAGGCAAAUGGUGAAGUGUUUAUUAAACCUCAGCUGUGGCCCUGA